AUGUGGCUGUUUGCUGGAGGGCGGGGGGGCGGUGUUGGGGUUGGCGCCAGCCAGGGAACGGUGUCGUCGUUGCCAAAUGUCGCCGACGCGCAGACGGUGUUGUUGGGGCAGACAAAGGGCGAGGGCCACGCGGAAGGUGCAUUGUCCCCCUCGCUGAUAGAUCGCUCAAAAAGCCAGCAGCUUGUUAUACGGAAGGGCGAUGCUCGCGUGGCCUUUUUGGAUACCGAGUCCAUCGAUGGCAUAGCGAGAAGGUACGGGAGGGAAAUGACAGUUGCCGAUCAGUUAAUGAGGGAAAAGCAGAAGAGAAAACAGGGGCAGGGCCUGCUGCGUCUGUACGACUACGAGGAGGAUCGGCGUUACGGUCAGUGGCUUAGGGACCAGGAGCACGUGCGUGAAACCCUCAGAAUUCAUUGGCUGGACAUGAUCAUAGAUAAGCCACUGCUUUGCUUGACCUACUUGGCUCGCGUGGGGACAACCGUGGGCUUCUUCCACGGCGUGGGGCGCUCGGUGUACCUGUAUCGUACAAUGGACAAGGUGUAUAUGAAACUCCAUGGCGUUGGCUUCGCAGGCAUCGCCUUACACGAAGCCAGUACGUCGAUCGUGAAGGGCGCUCUUCUGGCGGCGGCUGGCACCGUGGGCAUUGUUGUCGGUGCAUCUGCGACGAGCAUUGCGCAAGCGAUUGCCACCGGGGAUGUCUCUGUGCCGGAGCGCACAUGGGUUAGCGUUUGGGUUUGUGGAACUUCCGGCGGACUUUUCGCUGGGGGGGCGUUCGCCGCCCUGCACGCUUCCCUCCUGACACCUUGGGGAAUGGCGGCGGCUGUAGCUGGUUUUGCGGCUGUCAGCUCCCUCGUGGGGCUCGCGCUGGCCCGCAUCGUGUAUCAUCCCUUCGCUUCUGCGCGUCAGGGCCGCACCUACGACCCCUACUGGCACCCAUGGAACACGAGGAGACUGAGUGACGGCGGUGGUGCCCACAUGCGUGGAAGGUACACCUGA
Trypanosoma conorhini is the source of this 993-nucleotide messenger RNA. RefSeq lists its product as uncharacterized. Bases 1 to 993 code for a protein of 330 amino acids. The transcript has a single exon. Lineage: Eukaryota; Euglenozoa; Kinetoplastea; Trypanosomatida; Trypanosomatidae. The record is from RefSeq and is a predicted model, not a curated record.